AUGAGCAAGAGUCCUGACGAAUCACACAGUAGCGCGCAAUACCCGCCCUACAAUCCAUAUGCCUGUAUAAGAUGCCGCCGGCUGAAAAAACGAUGUACGAAAGACUUCCCGAGAUGCGCCAAUUGUAUUAAAAACAAUGAGCAGUGCACCUACGUCGAGAGGAAAAACAGACGACGCUUGCCGGAGCAGAACUUUGAAAGGGUCAUCGACACCCAGCAUGCUGCUCCUCCUGCGCAACGCGACUCUUUGCCGCCCAUUUUUGCGCGGCCUGUCGAGGUCCAGCCACAGUCCCAACCGGUGUUCCAACGAAUGAACGGUCCUUUUGGAAGCUCCAAAGAGCUGUCUUCGUUUACGCCUCAACCACAACAAUCAUUCAUGUCAACACAACAGUUUCUCCCUGCUCCGGGCCAGAAGUACCUGCCGACACCACAGCAGCAAUUCCAGACUCCUGUUUUGCCUCCUUUGCCCCAGAAAUCAGCCCCAUUGCACAACUUGGUGAACCGCGCGGCACCCGGACGUGGGUCCAGUGAGCUCUUUGAUGCGCCGACGCGUAAACCCGAUCACGAGCCCGCGAUCGACCUGAUCCACUCGAACCUGAUCCACACCAUCAUGGGCAACAAAACCCCUACACCACCGCUCGAGCCGUUGGCUAUAAGCAAAGAUCUCGCAUUGCAGUUUGUCAAGGCGUACUUGGACCACAACAACAGGUCAUAUCCAAUCCUGAACGAGAGCGAGUUUCUGGACAAGGUCGCAACGGUGGAUUUUGACUGUUUCUUCCAGUCCCGCGGCAAUUUUGACACAUCGUUCUUUUUCGAGCUCAAUAUGAUAGCGGCGAUCGGUUGCACCACCUUGGAGCGAGCAGGAGUCAUCGACAAGAGCAAAGGCUACUCCAAGUAUUUUUCCUCGAAGUCAAUGAGUCUGCUCACCUCCGCUGUCUCGUUCCAGGACAUCUCCAGCGUGCGAUCGCUGGUUCUCUUGGGGAUUUAUUCUUUUUUCGACCCAAAGGGCCUUUACUCGUGGUCCAUUGUGGGAAUCUUGACCCGGAUAGCGGUAUCAUUAGGACUUAACCGCAAAAUCAGAGACGUGGAGGCGAAGCGAAUGACUCCUGCAGAGAUAGAAAUGAGGCACAGACUGUUUUGGGCUGUUUUCAACAUGGACAGACUAAUCUCUACAAGCUUUGGACGUCCUGUGGCUAUCAGAGACGACGACAUCAACGUUCCGUUGCCCGAGCCGAUUGAUGGCGAAGGGGCCGAGACUGUCAGCGUUACUCGGAACAUUAUAGAGAUGAGAAGAAUUGAGGGAAUGAUCUUGACCAACGUCCAUUGUGUGAAGUCGUCAGAUAUAUACCCCACUGCGGAGGACAAAAACGAGAUUCUUAAUAAAAUUCGACAGGAUAUCGAAAAGUGGUACAGCAACUCACGACUUUUAUCGUCCAAGUCGUCUCAGAAAGGAAACAUAUCUUUUUUGGAGUCCACGGCGUGGUUUUCGGCAAGAUACUACCACAUGCUAAUGCUGCUGUAUCGCCCCUCGUACCUAUUUCCUAAACCUUCGCUUAACAAUCUGGAGAUUCUGGGCAGGGCCUGUCUCCAAAACUUGUCGUUCACAUACAACCUUUACACUUCAAAUUUGCUACCACUCAACUGGAUCACGCUUUAUCGGUUUUUGACAACUUGCACCACAAUUUUGUAUUGCCUGUGCCACUGGUCAAUCGACUUAGUGGAGUCUAAGACCGACAUCCAUUUGUGUGUUGAGAUCCUAAAUGGCUUCAGUGAGAACUGGUACUUUGCCAAACGCUGUGCAGAGGUGUUCAAGACCAUCGACGACGCUAUUCUUGACAUUUCGAUGAGCAGCUCCAAUGGCCAGAUACAACCGGUUGACCAGCUUCUGGUUGACUUGAUGAAUACGUCGUCGUCAUAUCACGAAAUACUGUUUGAGAAUGAGGUCGAUAUAUGGUACGGAGAUGACUUUAUGAUUUCGGAUGUGAAGAAAAAGCCGGAAUCAAAGGCUUAA
Molecule: messenger RNA, 2010 nt
Organism: Ogataea haglerorum
Lineage: Eukaryota; Fungi; Ascomycota; Pichiomycetes; Pichiales; Pichiaceae
Exons: 1
Coding region: 1-2010 (669 amino acids)
Biological process (GO): DNA-templated transcription; positive regulation of transcription by RNA polymerase II
Molecular function (GO): DNA-binding transcription factor activity, RNA polymerase II-specific; zinc ion binding; sequence-specific DNA binding
Source: RefSeq, a predicted model, not a curated record